CCCGUUUUUGCGUUUACCUGGAAGGGAUGUCAGUACUCCUACUCGCGUCUCCCUCAAGGUUUUGAACUCUCCCCAGGCAUUUUCAACGCCAUUCUGAAAUCUCUCCUCACGGGUCUGGUUUUAACGGAUGGUGUUCUUCUGGUCCAGUAUGUCGAUGACCUCCUGCUGGCUGCCCCAACUGAAUCAACUUGUUUGGAGGCCACAAAAUCUCUCCUCCUGUGGCUACAUUCCAAAGGUUUCAAAUGCUCCCGAGGAAAGGUUCAAUGUGCCAGAGCACAGGUAUCUUUUCUUGGCCGUCUCAUUUCUGCUGCUGGGACUGGCCUCUCGUCCUCCCAUCGCUCAUCCAUUCUUUCUCAUCCUCAGCCAGUCACUGUUAAACAGAUGUUGAGUUUCCUGGGUCUUGCAAAUUUUUCCAGGUACCACGUCCCAGAUUUCGUUUCUCUGACAUUGCCAUUGCGCCAAAUGGUCAAUGAGGCUGGUAUGCGUAACCUCUCAGCCCCUCUUCAGUGGUCUACUGAUGCUCAACAUUGUUUUAUUGCCUUAAAACAGAAAUUGUCCACAGCAGCUGACCUCGCUAUCCCCGACUAUUCAAUCCCAUUUCAUCUUGAUGUCUCUGCCAAGGCAUCCUCUGCUUCUGCUAUUUUAUAUCAGAAGAAGGGGGAGAACAGAAUAGUCUGUUUGUAUGCGUCCACAGCAUUACAACCCUAUGAGAAACGACAUCCUACUUGUGCAGCCUUUGCAUCAGCUCUGGCGAGAUUGGUGGAAAAAACAUCGCAUGUAGUGCUGAAACACCCACUACACAUUCACACAGAACAUAGUGUUAUGCAUUAUGUCACAAGCAAACUGUUCUCCAUGACAUCAGGAAGACAAAGAAAGAUUGAAGCGACACUGCAUCAACCACACAUUUUCUUCUCGUCAUCCAUUGUCAACAUGGCUGAUCUGAUACUGGAUGAGGAGGAAGGCCAUCCACAUAACUGCGUGGAUGUAGCUGCAAAACAACAAACAAUCAGAGAAGGACUGUUUGCAGAUGCCAUACAACAUGCAGACAUGGACAUCUAUACAGAUGGAUGCUGCUACAAAGGACCAGAUGGUCUAAUCUCAUCUUAUGCAGUCGUCCAGGACAUUUCCCCAACAGCAGACAGAACAGGACAAUACAGGACAUUAUACACACAACUCGUUGAGGGUAAACAAUCAGCUCAGAGAGCAGAAAUUCUGGCUGUAACUAAAGCACUCCAAUUGGCAGAAGGAAAAACAGUGAACAUUUACACAGAUUCGGCGUAUGCAUGCACCGUAGUACAUGUGGCACUGAGUGAAUGGCUGAGGGCAGGGUUCCUUACAGCAACAGGAACACCUAUCAAGUACCAGGAGGAAGUUUUGCAGUUACAUCAGGCAUUGCUGCUCCCCUCAAAAGUGGCAAUUGUAAAAUGUAAGGGACAUUCCAAAUCCCGAGACAAGGUCUCUCAAGGUAACGAAGAAGCUGACAGAGUGGCAAAGCGGACUGCAGGCUACAGCCCAGCCGACGCUAACCAGAUGAUCCAAGCAGGUCCACACACAGAAGGACACACAUCAUUCCCACAUACACCAGAAGCAUUACAGGACUGGCAGAAAGAGGCGUCUCAUGAGGAGAAGUCGAUGUGGUUACGGAGAGGAGCAAAGGUGAGUGACGAAGGACUGUGGACAGGUCACGACAAGCCAGCAAUACCACAAAGCCGACUGAUCUCCAUGAUCCAGGAGGCACAUCUACCAGAUCACUGUGGUCAAAAGGAAGUCCUGCGCAGGCUACAACAUUGGUGGCACCCUUUCAUGACCCAUGUGGUUCAUGAAGAACUGUCCAACUGCACUAUAUGUAAGUGUCACAACUCCAGACCUGCAACAAAACCUACUGAGAACAAUGCGAGACCACAUCUGACGAGACCUGGACUUGAGGUGAUAAUGGACUUCACUGACAUGAUCACCACUUGCAAUGGGUACAGGUACCUACUGGUAAUUGUGGACAGCUAUUCAGGCUGGCCAGAAGCAUAUCCAUGCAGGAGAGAAACAGCACAGAAUGUGGUAAAAGCCUUGGUAAACCAUUACAUUCCAACCCAUGGGUUCCCCAAACUAAUAAGAUCUGACAAUGGUACACAUUUCAAAAACACACACCUCCAAGAGGUGGAAAAGAUGCUUGGGCUCAGGCACAAAUUCGGUUCAGUAUACCAUCCUCAGUCCCAAGGACUGGUGGAGAGAAUGAACAGAACUUUGAAAGAAAAACUGGCUAAAAUUAUGACUUCAACAGGACUGACGUGGUUAAAGGCGCUCCCUCUUGCACUGAUGUCUGUCAGAAUGUCUUUAAGUUCUAGGAGAGGAAUGUCUCCGUAUGAACUUAACACUCAGCGGAGUUUCCCAGGACCGACAGGACCGUUGCCCACAAAGACUGGUGAAGGUAAGCAUGACAUGUCUGAUGUUGUGAGUGCUCCAGGUUCCAGAACGCCAGAGGUCCUGAAGAGUCACAAUCAACGCCCCAUGUGACUGAAGACGGUGGUGCGACUCACAUUCUGCUGAAGGCCUACAAGAGGAAGUGGUCUGAACCCCGUUGGACUGGACCAUACGAGGUGACGGAACGUACCUCCCACGCGGUCCGGCUCAAAGGAAAGGGUGACACGUGGUACCAUCUAAGUCACACCGUCCCGACUACACUUCAACCGGACAACAAGGAGCCAGAAUAACGCUCCCCACGAGAGAGAGGCAAGGUAGUCUACCCUUAGCCUCAGAAGACAAGAUUCCAGGAACAUCGAGAGGUGAAAGGGGGUGAGGAUACCGGAGCGCUCACCCUCCUCCAAGUAGCGUGCCAAGCUACCAACGCAAGAAUUAAGUAGGGCAAGGGUGGAAGACCCUCCUACUUUGUAUUUUGUUGUGAUCGGACGA
This is a messenger RNA of Salarias fasciatus (jewelled blenny), 2904 nucleotides long. RefSeq lists its product as uncharacterized. Gene Ontology annotation, molecular function: RNA-DNA hybrid ribonuclease activity; nucleic acid binding. Lineage: Eukaryota; Metazoa; Chordata; Actinopteri; Blenniiformes; Blenniidae. The coding region runs from base 382 to 2508 and encodes 708 amino acids. The transcript has 2 exons. The record is from RefSeq and is a predicted model, not a curated record. Gene Ontology annotation, biological process: DNA integration.